UGCUGGAGAACCGUAGUGACCAAAGUUCUUUGUGUUUGAGUUCAUGCAGUAGCCUCGUACGCUGAAGAAGUUGAACUGUAAGUGAAAAUGCCGAGAUAUAACACAGUAACAGUAACUUUGUCUCCGUUCUGUUGAAUGCCUUUCGACGGUUACGCGUACGGAUUAGAGCCACGCUCCGAGUUGCACAUAUAGUAGUAACGUGACUUGCUUUAAAGGUCGCUUAGCGAACUCUGGUAUGUUAAGAAGACUGACACUACAUGGGCCUGGUAUCUGUUGGAAGGAAACUCGAACUCGUACAAUUUCUCAGAAUAAGGUAGUUAUGUCUCGCAAACUUCAUGCCCGCAGAAUUGAAGGGAUCGACAAAAAUAUAUGGGUGGAAUUCACGCACCUGGCUGCGGAGUACAAAGUAGUUAAUCUUGGACAAGGCUUCCCAGACUUCCCGCCUCCCACCUUCAUCCAGGAGGCGUUUGGCAGGGCGGUCAGCGGAGACUACGCCAUGCACCAGUACACGCGUGCCUUCGGCCACCCACCUUUGGUGAAAAUACUGGCUAAGUUCUUUGGAAGGAUAAUUGGUCGGGAUGUGGACCCUAUGGAAGACUUUCUCAUCACAGUGGGGGCGUAUCAGGCAUUGUUCUGUGCCUUCCAAGCUCUAGUUGAUGAAGGUGAUGAGGUCAUCAUUAUUGAGCCCUUUUUCGACUGUUACUACCCUAUGGUGAAGAUGGCAGGGGGAACAGCUGUAUAUGUUCCCCUCAGACCUAGAGGGAUCUGUGACCAGGCACAGUCUGUCCGAUCUAGUGCCGACUGGGUAUUGUCACCAGAAGAACUGGCCAGUAAAUUUACUCCUCGCACAAAAGCCAUUGUCAUCAACACUCCCAACAACCCACUGGGCAAGGUGUUUCAGAAGGAGGAGCUGCAGGUGAUUGCAGAUUUAUGUGUGAAGCAUGAUGUGAUCUGUAUCAGUGAUGAGGUCUAUGAGUGGCUCACAUAUGACGGAAACAAACAUGUCAAGAUGGCCAGUGUUUCUGGCAUGUGGGAGCGCACUGUUACUAUUGGGAGCGCUGGGAAAAGUUUUAGCGCCACUGGAUGGAAGGUUGGUUGGGCAAUGGCUCCAGCGCACAUAAUGAAGCAUCUGAAAACAGUCCAUCAGAACUCAGUUUACCACACUGCCACAGCAGCCCAGGAGGCUGUUGCCAUGGGGUUUCAGAGAGAAUAUGACAAGUUUGGAACAGAGGACAGUUACUUUGUACAACUGCCGUCUAUGCUCCAUGCUAAGCGUCUGAGGUUGGCACAGUGCCUGGAGAGUGUUGGCCUGCAGACCAUCGUACCCCAGGGGGGAUACUUCAUGAUCACAGACAUAUCCAGUCUUAAGGUUGACUUGAAUGACCCCAGUACUGAAGGUGAACCAUACGACUACAGAUUUGUCAAGUGGCUAAUAAAGGAAAAGGGUUUGGCGACCAUCCCAGUCUCAGCCUUCUACAGCCCUGAGCACAGGGCAGGCUUUGAGAACUACAUCAGAUUCUGCUUCGCCAAGGAGGACUCAACUCUGAAUGCCGCCGAAGACAUUCUGAGACAGUGGAGUAAAGGGAAAUGACAUCACUGGAAACAGGAAAUGGACAUGGUCAAGCCAAGAUCAUCCUUGAGUGUUCAGCCUUUUGUUUUAGUUUAUUCAAACAUUGUUAAAUGUAGAUGAUUACAGGAGAUUUCAUUCCAUCCUCACAUUGCAGAGAAAGAAUAGAAUGCGAAGAAAUAGUGACUGUUGUGGUGUAUUGAGUGAGAUAGUGACAGUUGUGUGGUGUAUAGUGACAGUUAUGUGGUGUAUUGAAUGAGGAGAGAUAGUGACUGUUGUGGUGUAUUGAAUGAGAGAGUGACAGUUGUGUGGUGUAUAGUGACAGUUGUGUGGUGUAUUGCUGCUGUAUCAACACAAGGAAUCAGCUUUUUUAUGUUAAUUUUUUUCUUAUCUUUUGGAUAGAGCAUAAUGGUGAAUAUUGCAGAGGAAACAUUCAGAAAUGUAUUACUGUACAAUAUAGCCAUUUUUAAAUUUACAAAAAUAAAACAUAACAAAUUAUCAUGAACAAAAAACGUGAUGAAUUGUCAAAAUAAAACAGAUAGCCAGUCCUGUCUUACUUAGUUUAUCACAUUUAAUAUAAUUUAGAGACAAUGUCUAUGAUGCCAAAAAUGCCAGCUUAACACUGAACUCAGGUCUAACUAAGGGAAGACAAAAUGACAGAUGAGAGCAGUGUUAGAGCAGGUUCAGAUCUUUGCAGAUCGGGUCCGGAUCUGUUACGGAUCAGGUCCAGAUCUUUAUUGAUCAGGUCUGGCUGAGAGCCUGUGUCACCUUCAGUCUCCUGAUUGCUUCUUGCACAUUUGAAAUCCGAAAAUUUGGUUGAAAAUAAAAAUAAAGAAGG
Molecule: messenger RNA, 2405 nt
Organism: Chanos chanos (milkfish)
Lineage: Eukaryota; Metazoa; Chordata; Actinopteri; Gonorynchiformes; Chanidae
Gene: kyat1
Product: kynurenine aminotransferase 1
Exons: 14
Coding region: 236-1591 (451 amino acids)
Biological process (GO): biosynthetic process
Cellular component (GO): cytoplasm; mitochondrion
Molecular function (GO): L-kynurenine:2-oxoglutarate transaminase activity; pyridoxal phosphate binding
Source: RefSeq, a predicted model, not a curated record